Molecule: messenger RNA, 1032 nt
Organism: Cyphomyrmex costatus
Lineage: Eukaryota; Metazoa; Arthropoda; Insecta; Hymenoptera; Formicidae
Exons: 3
Coding region: 1-1032 (343 amino acids)
Source: RefSeq, a predicted model, not a curated record
AUGCCGCGAGAGCGCGGCAAGACCAAGAUCGAGCGGGUACGCCACUACCUUGUCGGAACCGCUGAUACUAGGUACGGCGAUCAAUCAGAGCUGGACGACGCGAGGGUUUUUAGCGACACGAAGUCGAUCGGUAGCUUGAGCCAGCACCUUUUUGAGAGCGACGAGGACGAGCGUUACUACGGUACCUGCAACGGCUACGUCUCGCAGCCCGGCAGCAAGUCGAACUUGCUGCUGUGUAGCGAGUGCGAUCAGAAGACGCACACCUGCACCUAUCGACCGCAAACACCUGACUCACAUGCCGGCAGAUACGUGGAAGAACGUAUAGAUGACCGGCAUCAGGAGCCAGGAACCUCUCGUGCCUACAGAAGCCCAGUGAAGCUGUCCUCCCCGCGCUCGUAUCACACGGAUCAAGAUCGCGUGGCGCAGACAUCGUCGCCGCGAUCAUACCACGAUCUGGAGCAAGCGAUGCCGAUAACGUCACCUCGAUCCUACCGAACGCAGGAGCCACAGCGACGCGGAUGGACCACCAGGGAUACUGACGAUCGAGGUGACGUCGACAGAGACCGCGAAAGCCCGAUCUGCGAGCUCUGCCGAGGUAACGGCUACGUCGUCGUGCACUGCGAGCACUGCGACUUCUCCAGCGACGGCGACCUGAUCUGCUUCCGCUGUCAGAGCGACGAGGGCUCGUCCAACGGUCAGGUAUGCCCGCGUUGCGAGCGGGAAGCUGGAGUCACAUCGAGCACUGGCAGAUCCGGCUCCAGCGACGAAGGUAACGGCAAGUACCCCGUGGACACCGUGGUGAAGAUUCAAGUGAACGAUCGGACAAUCGACGUUGACUCCGACGAGACCCCCGAGAGCGAGAGCUCGGGCAAUUAUCAUCCCCAGAGGGGUGCGAUGGAGCGACUCGACACCAUCGUCGAGAUAAAGGGCGACACUGCCAGCGAGAACGACGAGGAAAACGGCGGCGGCACGAAGCUCAACGGUACCACUAGCGCGAAAUAUCUCAAUUAUAUGAUCGUGCUGUUCCUGUAA